AUGACCGUGACAGGCACCAGCUGGUUCAAAUUCGCGCCAGACGCCCUCUUCUCCCGAUCCGUCCUCAUCCGCCGCGCCGCCGAGUGCCUGCUCGACAGGCCGCAGCGCGAGGAGUACGACGAAUGGCUGGCGCAGCAGGCGGUCAGCGGGGGCGGCGGCGGCGGCAGCGGCGGCGCGCCCUUCCAGGCUGUGUCCCUGCACGACCUGCCGGGGGCGCUUGCGCUCCUGCAGGAGGCCGGGGAGUGGGACGCCGUUGUGGCAGUCGCCGCGCAGCUGCUGGACGCGCAGCACGGGGUGGGCCCGCCGCUCGCGGGCGCCGGCGGCGGUGCGGGGGGCGGCAAGUUUGACCGCCUCAGCGCCGUCGAGCGGCGGGACGUCGCAGUCGCGGCCGGCCUCGCCGCGCUGGCCGUGGCCUCUGCGGCGAUCGGCGGCGCGCGCGACAGCGGCCCAACCGCCGCCCGGCACGGCGCCCUGCGCGCGGCCGGGCGCCUCGCGCGCGAGGGCGGCGCGGAGGGGCUGCAGCUCCAGCUACGGCAGGCCGCGGCCGACCUGGCGGUGGCGGUUGUAGAGGAGCAGCUGGCGGCGCCGCGUGCGUCCGCCGCCGUCGCGGCGGCCGCGGCCGCGGCCGCAGCUCUGGAGGCCGGCGGCGAGUGGGCGGUCGCCCCUGCUGCCGCGAGGGCGGACGGCCUUCAGUGCCUUUCUGGGCUGCUGUUUGGCCUGGGGGAGCACCAGAUCAUCGAGGGGCGGGCGCGGGAGCGCAUACUGCGGCUCACCCGCGGCAACUUGACGGCUGCGGAGCAGGUGUCUCUGUACGAGAGCGCCCCACCCGGCGCCCACUGCCCCCCAAGCGAGCUCCACGCCACGGCGCUGGCCCUGAUCGCCGAGGCCUGGCGCCUGCGACGCCCCCAGCUCGUGCGGCGCGCGCGGCGCCUCCUCGACGCGCUCGCCGGCGCGGGCGCGGGGGACGCGUCCGACGCGCGCGCGGCGUGCGCGCUGCUGCUGAAGGAGCAAACUGAGGCAGGCGAGGGGCGGCUGGCCGGCGCGGUGCGCGGCGGCGAGGACAGCGGGGUUGGCGGCGAGCUCGGGUGGCUGGCAGGGUGGCUGGAGGAUUGCGUGCUCACGGAGUGGCCUGAGUGCGGUGCGACGCUGGAGGGAGAGGGGGGUGAGGAGGGUGUUGAGGAGGCACGGUCGCCGGUGGACCUGGAACGUGACUGGUUCACGCCGCAAGUGGAAGCCAUGAUCAAGCUGGGCGCCAGUGCGCCGGGCUCUGGCCUGCUGGAUCUGUUGGAAGCCGCAGGGGCGGCCACGCCCUGGGUGAGGGUGCCCUGGUCGCCCGCCCCGGCGCCUCACAGCCAGCUCGCCUGGCGCAGCGCCCCAGCUGCACGCGCGCUGGUGCAGGGCCUGCGCGCGGCCGGGCGCGGGGCGGGGCAGCUGCUGGCGGCGCCUGUGGAAGGGGCGGCGUGGGUGGCAGCAGUGUGCGUGGCGGCGGUGCUGCAGCCGGCAGACCUGGAUUUUGAGGGGACCGAGGAUCUGCAAGCUCUUGACAGGCCGGGUGGCGCCAGCAGCGGCGCCAGCAUCGCGCUGGCCGCAAGCGGUGACACUGUUGUGAAAGGCACACUGGCCUGGGCCGCCGCAGCCGCAUUUGGCCUGGCGGCGUUUGGCCUGUCGGCGGGUGGGGCGGGGCCCUGGAAGCAGGGUGGCCUGCCGCUCCACGCGGCGCCGCUCAAAGCGGCCCAGGCAGAGGCGCAGGUCGCCGCAGCGCACAGCGGCGCGCAUUUUCGAACCCUGGCGCUGUUGCAGCCAUGGUCAGCAGCAGCAGAAGCAGCAGCUGCAACUGAUGGCGCUCCGGGCCCGGCGACACCGGCGACUGCAGAGCACCUGGACGCGGCAGCCGCCCAGCAGCUGCUGCUCCGCUGGCACGCGGCGCGGCAGGCGGCGCUUGGGCAGUCGCAUGACGCGUCAGGCCUGGGUGACGUCAUGGAUGGGGCCCUGCUGCAGGCGUGGCGGCAGCAGGCGCUGCAGGGCUCCGCCCGCGGCGAGCACUUUGAGCUGGAGCUGCGCAGCCUACAGGUGGAGGCCCUGGAGCCGCCGCCCGUCACGCAGCACGCGCAGCACACGCAGCAGCAGCCCCGCACCGCCUUCAUCCAGGCGGCGCUGCACGAAUCGGGGCGCCAGUUUGCGGGGGGCAGGGAGGUGGGGGCGUUCGACUCGCGGGCGACGGUGCAGUUCGAGGCGGUGUGGCGGGCAGGCGGCGGGUGGCGGCUGACGCGCAUCCGGUCGCUGCCCCCGUUGCUGGUGUGA
Monoraphidium neglectum is the source of this 2301-nucleotide messenger RNA. RefSeq lists its product as hypothetical. Gene Ontology annotation, cellular component: chloroplast inner membrane. Gene Ontology annotation, biological process: chloroplast fission. The transcript is spliced from 5 exons. The coding region runs from base 1 to 2301 and encodes 766 amino acids. NCBI's taxonomy places the organism in Eukaryota, Viridiplantae, Chlorophyta, Chlorophyceae, Sphaeropleales, Selenastraceae. The record is from RefSeq and is a predicted model, not a curated record.